AUGAACUGCCGCGCCGCGCAGCACCAGCAGCAGCAGCAGGCACAAAACGGCCAGCACAACAAAAACCCGUACGAGGCGCGGGUGGAGCUGCUGAUCAAGGGGUUUUCGCCCAACUACCGGGGCGACCCAGACCUGGAGCGCAACCAGUCGGCCGCGAUCCCCCCGGAACAAAACUGCAGCCUGUUUGUCGUGGGCUUAGCGCCCGACCUGACCACGCACGAGCUGCUGUCGGGCAUCCGAGACGUCGGCCGCGUCUAUGCCUCGCACAUUAACCCGCCUGAUCCGGCGCGGGGACACUUUGGGAGUGCGGCGAAAGUGGUGUUUUUCGAGAGGGCUGCUGCUGAGCGCUUCUAUCUUCUUUAUGCAGCCACCGGCUUCUUUACGCCACGCAACCCGCACAUUCGCGGGCGUGUCUCGUGGAACCGCAUCCGCUCGGCCCAGAUCGAUGUUGGCGGGUCCAAGUCACGCGUGCUGCUCAUCAGCGGACCGCCAGUCUUUGUCAAUGAGCAUUUUAUACGGCAAUAUCUGGAUACCAAGAUGCAAUAUCAGGUUGAUGAAGUGGUGCAUCGCUACGUGAGCGAGGACAGGACAAGGGUGCUGCUCGAGUUUCGGUUUGGGAGUUUUCGUUGCCAGGCCGAGGCUGCGAGAAUGGCAUUGAUGAGGGAGUUCAGGGACCACGGUGUUGUUUGUGAAUAUGGUUAG
Messenger RNA from Canariomyces notabilis, 702 nucleotides. RefSeq lists its product as uncharacterized. The record is from RefSeq and is a predicted model, not a curated record. Bases 1 to 702 code for a protein of 233 amino acids. The transcript has 2 exons. Lineage: Eukaryota; Fungi; Ascomycota; Sordariomycetes; Sordariales; Chaetomiaceae. Gene Ontology annotation, molecular function: nucleic acid binding.